Messenger RNA from Sclerotinia trifoliorum, 2770 nucleotides. The record is from the annotation of a GenBank genome assembly. Lineage: Eukaryota; Fungi; Ascomycota; Leotiomycetes; Helotiales; Sclerotiniaceae.
ACUUCCCGCCGUCCCCAUAGCAUUUCAAUAUUUCAAUCGCAAUAUAAUAAGGUUACCGUUACCGAUACCGACACUUUACUUUUCAUCUUCUUCAUUCGCUCGAAAGUACCAAAGACCCAGUACUUUAAUACUCCCUCAUGUGAUUCAAAUGACUACUUGCGCAAAAUGACUACUAAUCCCAGGGACUAAUCAAAUGAUUGCUACCGUACCUGGGGAUCAUCAAGUCACUUCAUACAUAGGUACCUACACCACACUUCAUUCACACUUCACACCUACUUCUCCUUCUCAAUCGCUGGCAAACACGAAUUCAUCCUAUGCUAGCUAACAAGUGGCACACAACAGAGCAGAACAAGAUCUGAUGUGUAACUGGGGACGAACUCUGAGCCGGAAGACGAAAAGCUGCCAUUCAAGGAUGUGAAGCAAGGAUAGACCUUGUUGAUGUCUCCGAUUUUCUUUUAGUUUUGGCCACGAGGGUCCAUUCAUAGAAUUUCAUUCAUUCUUUAUUCUUUCUUCAGUAAUCGAGAAUUGUACGGAGUGGGGCUACUUCGUAUAAAACGACUCAAGCCACUGUGGCUCAUUUAUCAAUUUGACACUUUACUCAGAUAAGAAAGUACCUAGAGAAUGGAGGUAGUGGCUUGAUUUUCUGAUUUCUGAUUGGUACACAUGGACACCCACCAUGCGAGGCCGAUAGGUGCUCGCUGGUAAGUGCGGGCAGGUAACACCUCAAACAGAAAUGUCCCACCUAAUCUUCCACAGGUGAAAUCGAAAGAAGGAAACUAUCUAAUGUUGAAAAUACCCUCAACAUCAAUUUAUUUUUCUGUUACUUAUUCUUCUUCUCCAUCUUCUUCUUUCUUCCUAAGUAAAUCUAAACUUCCUACAAUAUUCUCGAGAUCUUAUAUAUCAUCCACAUACAAAAUGCCAGCUAGAACUCCACCAACUGCUGAAGCAAAAGCAAAUGAUUUUCUCGAUUUCCUGAAUGCUUCUCCUGGUCGUAAGUAAACCAAGCUAUCAAUACCAUCCCGUCCUUAUCUCUGCAGUUGUACCUAACAUAUAAUUCUUUUAGCCUACCAUGCAGUACACUCUGCCAUCCAACGACUUUCCAAAGCGGGCUUCACAGAGAUUAAGGAACGAGAUAACUGGUCUACAAGUCUACACCCCGGAGGAAAGUAUUAUCUCACGAGAAAUGCUUCUUCGAUUGUCGCUUUCGCCAUUGGCAAGAAAUGGAAGGCAGGUAAUCCAAUUGCUAUGAUUGGUGCUCAUACCGAUUCACCUACUUUACGUAUUAAGCCCGUGUCGAAGAAACAAGCUUCUGGCUUUAUACAGGUGGGUGUGGAGACAUAUGGCGGUGGUAUCUGGACAUCAUGGUUCGACAGAGAUUUGAGUAUCGCUGGUAGAGCUAUGGUUAAAGAUGGAGAUGGCAAUUUCGUACAAAAGCUGGUCAAGAUCGAUCGACCAAUUCUCCGCAUCCCCACUUUAGCCAUACAUCUCAAUCGUGCCACAAGUUUUGAACCGAAUAAAGAGACUGAAUUAUUCCCCAUUGCCGGUCUUGUGGCAGCCGAGUUAAAUCGUACAGGAGCCAGUGAGAACGGGCCAACUCCGGUUGAGGAAAAUAAAGACUCGGAGGAAUACCGACCAUUACAAGCCAUGACCACUCGACAUCAUCCAUACAUUGUCGAACUGAUUGCAAAGAAUGUCGGUGUUAAUAUUGAUGAUAUCGUUGAUUUUGAAAUGAUCUUAUACGAUACACAAAAAGCUUGUUUGGGUGGAUUGAACAAUGAACUUAUUUACUCGGGCAGAUUGGACAAUUUGGGCAUGACGUACUGUAGUGUCGAGGGACUUAUUGAAUCUGUGAAGGAUUCUGCUGCUUUAGAUGAUGAAUCAUCGAUUAGACUAAUUACCUGUUUCGACCACGAAGAGAUCGGUAGCACAUCUGCCCAUGGAGCCGCCUCUAAUCUUCUUCCCGCCGUCCUCAGACGUUUAUCCGUCAUCCCCGCUUCAACUACAGCUCCUGGCUCAAGCUCUUCCUACGAUAUGGUACAUCGUGAAUCUGAUGUGGAGAUUGCAACAGCCUAUGAGCAAAGCCUCGCAUCUUCCUUCCUCAUCUCGGCGGAUAUGGCCCACUCUAUUCAUCCCAAUUAUGCUCAAAAAUACGAACAAGACCAUCGUCCUGAAAUGAACAAGGGGACAGUCAUCAAAAUUAACGCAAAUCAACGCUACGCCACUAAUUCCCCUGGUAUAGUCCUUCUAGAAGAAAUCGCUCGUAAAGCCAAACCAAGCGCUGAUUCAAAGGAUGGAAAGAAUGGUGUUCCCCUUCAACUUUUCGUUGUUAGAAAUGAUAGUAGCUGCGGAAGUACUAUUGGACCAAUGUUGAGUGCAGCACUAGGAACGAGGACACUGGAUCUAGGUAAUCCAAUGUUGAGUAUGCAUAGUAUUAGAGAGUGUGGAGGGGCUUUUGAUGUAGAGCAUGGAAUCAGAUUGUUUGAGAGUUUCUUUAAUCAUUUCUCGGAAUUGGAGGGAAAGAUUUUGAUUGACUAGAAGGAAGGGAGUUAGUAUAGGGGUAUGAACGAGGUCUAGCGAGUUUGGUUUAGGGGAGCGGGAUGAUGAUGGGUUUGUCCGUCGUUCGUUGUUUGAACACCUAGGUAGGCAGAUAUAAAUGAAUUAUGAGAUGUGAGAAUGGGAUGAGACGAAAAUGAAAAUGGAAUUAAGAAUCUUUGUGAUAAUAUUUUAAAUGAAAGUGAGUAAAUAAAAAAAGAAAUUAUAUCCUUCAAGG